This is a messenger RNA of Pantherophis guttatus, 1768 nucleotides long. RefSeq names its product glycerol-3-phosphate dehydrogenase 1 (gene GPD1). The record is from RefSeq and is a predicted model, not a curated record. Gene Ontology annotation, biological process: carbohydrate metabolic process; glycerol-3-phosphate catabolic process. Gene Ontology annotation, molecular function: glycerol-3-phosphate dehydrogenase [NAD(P)+] activity; NAD binding; protein homodimerization activity. NCBI's taxonomy places the organism in Eukaryota, Metazoa, Chordata, Lepidosauria, Squamata, Colubridae. Gene Ontology annotation, cellular component: cytosol.
GCGGAGGGCGGGGCCGGCCAGCCGAGGGGUUAUAAUGCCCGCCGAGGCAGGAGCGCGGCUGCCGCGGCUGGGAAUUCAUCGCUCACGGCCAUGGGCGGAAAGAAAGUUUGCAUCGUGGGCUCCGGCAACUGGGGUUCAGCAAUUGCCAAGAUUGUGGGCAGCAAUGCAGCCAGACUGGAUAUGUUUGACACCACCGUGAAGAUGUGGGUGUUUGAAGAAGAGAUUGCUGGCCAGAAGCUCACUGAGAUCAUCAACACACAGCAUGAGAACGUCAAGUAUUUGCCCGGCCAUAAACUUCCGCCCAAUGUGGUUGCUGUGCCUGAUGUAUUAAAAGCUUCCGCUGAUGCAGACAUCCUCAUUUUUGUGGUGCCCCACCAAUUCAUCGGGAAGCUCUGCGAACAGAUGAAGGGACAUAUCAAGAAAGAAGCAAUAGGCAUCUCACUCAUCAAGGGUGUGGACGAAGGUCCUGACGGGCUGAAGCUGAUCUCAGACAUCAUCCGUGAGCAGCUAAGCAUUGAAAUGAGUGUGCUGAUGGGAGCCAACAUAGCUAAUGAAGUGGCAGAGGAGAAGUUCUGUGAAACCACCAUUGGCUGCAAGAACCUACAGCAUGGACAGAUUCUGAAGGAACUGAUGCAGACACCCAACUUCCGAAUUACAGUGGUACAGGAAGCGGACACAGUAGAGCUCUGUGGUGCUCUCAAGAACGUGGUGGCUGUUGGAGCUGGGUUCUGUGAUGGGUUGGGCUUUGGAGACAACACCAAGGCCGCUGUUAUUCGUCUGGGCCUGAUGGAGAUGAUUGCCUUUGCCAAGCUCUUCUGCAAGGGACCUGUCACAUGUUCCACCUUCCUAGAGAGUUGUGGGGUUGCUGAUCUAAUUACCACGUGUUAUGGAGGCCGUAACCGUAAAGUAGCCGAGGCGUUUGCCAAGACUGGCAAGUCUAUCGAGCAACUGGAAAAUGAGAUGCUCCAUGGACAGAAACUGCAGGGUCCUCAGACAUCAGCAGAGCUGCAUCACAUUCUGAAGCACAGGAAUCUGACAGACAAAUUCCCACUCUUCACCGCUGUCUAUGAGAUCUGCUACAAAAACAAACCUGUUUCUGAGUUUAUUACAUGUCUUCAGGCCCACCCUGAACACUUGUGACUGCCUUUAACUUCUCUCCAGCAAGAAGCAGAAAGAUCUCUCUCCCCACCAGACUGCCACCCUAACAAGGGAAAGGAACCAAGAACAACCAUGGCAGUCUAAAGCAAAGCAUGCUUGCGUGGCAUCCAAUGCUCACCAGCCAUAGAACUCUGGAUCAAAGGAGGAGAUUCCUAUCCUUUUCCAGGCCUGACUUUGGUAUCUGCUGAAUUGUCUAGGCUGACAAUCCUGCCUGUCUCAUUAGCUCUCAGUUCUUGUUAGAGUAAAUCUCCUCCUUCCUCUCGUAAUAUCCACAGCAGCUUUGGCCCUUACCUUCUCUCUUAAAGAAAUGUUUCCAUGCCCUGCCUCAUCUCUGCUCUAUUUCUCUGACCUGAGUUUAACUGGCUUCAAACUGGAUUCUUGAUAGUUUUACUUGGCUAAAAAGUCUGUUAAAACCAUGGAAUAAAUUCUUAUUUUGCGCCUCAGAUCAGAAGUACUGUACCGGCCAUAUUUAACACUAAAAGCUAAUUCCAGGGUCCUUUUUUUCAAGACAAGGCAUAAAAUCUCAGUAUUCUUGAUAUCCAUCAGUAUGGGAAAGCUCAUCGUGAAUGGGAAUCUUGUUAUUUUGAAUAAUAAAUCUUGAAAUGAGAAA